Molecule: messenger RNA, 714 nt
Organism: Meloidogyne enterolobii
Lineage: Eukaryota; Metazoa; Nematoda; Chromadorea; Rhabditida; Meloidogynidae
Source: the annotation of a GenBank genome assembly
AUGAUUAACAAAAAAAAUUCUUUUAAAAUGGGAAACCAAACAGAAAUUAAAGAAAGUCCAAGUAGUGAAAUUCGCCCAAAACUUGAGCAAAUCCAACGCCGUUCAACUCGUAAACGAUCAGCACCAAAAUAUGAACAAGUUGACGAAAUGGAGGAUAUUGUUGUGGAUGAUGUUGUUGAUCCAGUUGUAAUACCUAAAGUUGCUGUAGUUGAUACGGAAGAGGAUGAGGUUGAAUUUACUAGAGGAUUUACAAACAAGGGAUCUAUUUGUAUUUGGUACAACGGUUAUCGUUACAUUAGAUUUGGACAUCGUGGUUACAAACAUUAUGAUACUUAUUGGCGUUGUAGUAACCGUCGAUGUUCAGCAAAAGCAUUUGCAUUGGAACAAGAAGAUGGGAAAAUAAUUGGAGGACUCAAAUAUACGCAUAAUCAUUUGCCACAACCAGAGCAAAGAUUGGCAGAAAUUAAACGACAGGAAUUGAAACAAAGAGCGAGAGAAGAUCCUACUUUGAGUGGAGCAAGUCUUGUUGCAAGUAUUCGAUCUGGUUGCGAUGAUGAAACUUUUGUGGCUUUGGGAUCGGAUGCUUCUCUUGCGCGUUUGGCUCAAAGGUUUAUUUUUUUGUAUUUUUUUCUAUUAGGGGUUUGUUUUGAAAUUUUAUGGCAAAUAUUUAUAGAAAUUAUACUAGAGUUAGGAAGACGGGCUCUGGUCUUCUAA